Molecule: messenger RNA, 5101 nt
Organism: Mycetomoellerius zeteki
Lineage: Eukaryota; Metazoa; Arthropoda; Insecta; Hymenoptera; Formicidae
Exons: 23
Coding region: 167-4966 (1599 amino acids)
Biological process (GO): protein insertion into mitochondrial inner membrane; protein import into mitochondrial matrix
Cellular component (GO): mitochondrial outer membrane
Molecular function (GO): transmembrane protein transporter activity; protein binding
Source: RefSeq, a predicted model, not a curated record
UAUGAUUACGACGCAGAACAAUGUAGUGGAGACAACGCAGUCGGAUGCAUGUCGACUGAUUGACCUGAGUACUUUAUAAUUGCAUCGUGAGAGUCGUGAAUCUUCCCGCGUGAACAAUUUUCACGGAAAAGAGGAAUUUGUGCUCAACGUAUUUAACAAUAUCAAGAUGACGCAUAGAAGAAAAAAUAGAUCUACCAGGAAGAAGCAUAGUGAUCAGCCACCCAAAGUGUCAUCUCCUGUGGCUGAUAUGGAGACUCCUUUACAGACAGCGCAGAAAUAUAAGAAUGCAGGAAAUGUACGUUUCCAAAUGGGAAAAUAUAAUGAAGCUAUUGCUCAAUAUAAUAAAGCAAUCAACGUUUGUCCAAAGGAGAACGUGGAUGAUCUCGCAAUUUUUUAUCAGAACAGAGCGGCUGCGUAUGAGGAAUUGAAAAAAUACAGUUCUGUAAAAGCAGAUUGUACAAAAGCGUUAGAAUUGAAUCCAAAAUACACGAAAGCUCUGCUACGUCGGGCACGUAUUUUGGAGCAAUUAGGGGAUUUUGAAGCCGCUUUGAAGGAUAUUGCUAUUGCCUGCAUUCACGAAAACUUUUCUGAUCAAAUUUCCCUUUUAAAGGCAGAAAUAAUCUUGGCAAAGCUUGUGAACCAAGUCCAGGAAACCACGCAAAAUUUUUUUUUUCUAACUACUCAUGAAAUCGAAAUGUAUUAUAUUGGCGCUUUCUCUAAAGAUCCAGUACUUUCUAGACUUGAACAUUCAGAAAACAUUCCAGAAUUUUUCAAGAAACCAUUGCAAGCGUUAAAAAACAAGGAAUACCAUAAUAUAAUACCGUUGUGCACAGAAGUCAUUGAAAGCCCCGGAUUUGAUAAAUUACCUUCGUCUAAACUAGAAGUGGUGUUAUUACGAGCUACGUUCAACUUAUUUCGGUGCAAUUAUUGUGAUGCUAUCAAUGAUUUUGAAAUUAUUUUAUCUAGUAAAGAUGCAUUUGAUGACAUAAGGGUAAACGCCUUGAUAAAAAGAGCAAAUCUACAUCGAGAAAUCGGGAUUCGACAUUUGACUUUUAAGGACUUUGAAUUAGCCAUUAUGAUAAAUCCAAGUUGUAGCGAUAUUUACUAUCAUAGAGGACAGGCGUAUUUGAACAUUCAAAGGCUAGACGAAGCUAAGCGCGAUUUUGAAAAGGCCGUUGAAUUGAAUCCAAACUUCAGCGCGGCACAUAUGCAGAAAUGGUAUGCAAAUUAUCAUUUUGCAGUAUUGAACGGAGAUUUAAGUUUAGCCAAAAUGACUGUGAGAGAUAUUGAGAAAGCUUUUGAUAAGUACUCAAAUCCUCCUGAAUGUGUAUGUUGUUAUGUUUUGUAUGGUCAGAUAAUGUCCGUAACUCAACAGUAUCAAAAGGCUGAUACUUAUUUUGUUAAAGCAAUAGAGAAAGAUCCGAAUUACGCAAUUGUUUAUAUGAGAAUGUGGAAGUGUAAUUUUAAUAACAUUGAGAAAUACUUGCACAAAGCAUUAACGUUGGAUACAUUGUCUAUUGAAGGCAAGACUUGGUGUAUUGUAAUGUUAAUAUUUGCGGAAAUAGAACGAGGAAACAUAAAAAAAGCGAUAAAAUUAUCCGAUAAGGCCUUAGCAUUCUGUCGUACAUUCAAGGAACUACUAUUCGUAUACAGUGUAGACCAUACAAAGAUAUUUAUUGAUAUAAACAAUCAAUUUGCACAUAUUAUUCGUUUCCUUCGGUCAUACUCUCGAUUCAUCGGUAUACAAAAUGCAGGGGAAUCCGACAAACAUAUUUCCAUUGACAGCGAUGGGCCAUCCAAAGUGCUUUCUCCCGCAGCCGAGUCGGAGACUCCUUCACAAAGAGCGCAAAAGUAUAAGAACGAAGGAAAUGUAUAUUUCAAAAUGGAAAAAUAUAAUGAAGCCAUUGCUAAAUAUAAUAAAGCAAUCGAUAUUUGUCCCAAGGAGAAUAAGGAUGAACUCGCGACUUUUUAUCAAAAUAGAGCGGCUGCGUAUGAGCAAUUGAAAAAAUAUGGUUCCGUAAAGGCAGAUUGUACAAAAGCGUUGGAACUAAAUCCAAAAUAUAUUAAAGCUUUGCUUCGUCGGGCACGUGUAUUGGAGCAAACAGGGGAUUUGGAAACAGCCUUGAAGGAUAUGACUACCGCGUGUAUUAACGAAGGGUUUUCUAAUCCUACUUCCCUUCUAAAGGCAGAAAUAAUCUUGAAUAAUCUUGUGGAACGAGACCAGGAAAACGCGACACAUAAAAAUUUUUUUAUGCUAACUACGCAUGCCAUCGAAAUAUAUUAUAUUAGAGCUUUCUCUAAAGAUCCAGUACUUUCUAGACUUGAACAUCCAGAAAACAUUCCAAAAUUUUUCAAGAAACCAUUGCAAGCGUUAAAAAACAAGGAAUACCAUAAUAUAAUACCGUUGUGCACAGAAGUCAUUGAAAGCCCCGGAUUUGAUAAAUUACCUUCGUCUAAACUAGAAGUGGUGUUAUUACGAGCUACGUUCAACUUAUUUCGGUGCAAUUAUUGUGAUGCUAUCAAUGAUUUUGAAAUUAUUUUAUCUAGUAAAGAUGCAUUUGAUGACAUAAGGGUAAACGCCUUGAUAAAAAGAGCAAAUCUACAUCGAGAAAUCGGGAUUCGACAUUUGACUUUUAAGGACUUUGAAUUAGCCAUUAUGAUAAAUCCAAGUUGUAGCGAUAUUUACUAUCAUAGAGGACAGGCGUAUUUGAACAUUCAAAGGCUAGACGAAGCUAAGCGCGAUUUUGAAAAGGCCGUUGAAUUGAAUCCAAACUUCAGCGCGGCACAUAUGCAGAAAUGGUAUGCAAAUUAUCAUUUUGCAGUAUUGAACAGAGAUUUAAGUUUAGCCGAAAUGACUGUAAGAGAUAUUAAGAAAGCUUUUGAUAAAUACUCAAAUCCUCCUGAAUGUGUAUGUUGUUAUGUUUUGUAUGGUCAGAUAAUGUUCAAAACUCAACAGUAUCAAAAGGGUGAUGCUUAUUUUGUUAAAGCAAUAGAGAAAGAUCCAGAUUACGCAAUUGUUUAUCUGUUAUUGUGGAACUGUAAUCUUGAUAACACUUUGGAAUACUUGAACAAAGUAUUAAAAUUGGAGACGUGCUCUAUUGAAGGCAAGCUUAGAUGUAUUGAAAUGUUAAGAACGAUCGAAAUACAACGAGGGAACAUAGAGGAAGCAAUAAAAUUAUCUGAUAAGGCUUUAAAAUUUUGUCGUACAUUGAAGGAACUGUUAUAUAUAUACGGCGUAAACGCUAUAAAGGUGCAUCUUAAUAUAAAGAAUCGAUUUGGAUAUAUUAUCCAUUUCCUUCGAUCAUAUUCUCGAGUCAUUGAUAUCCAGAAUGCGGAGGAAUCUUACAAACGUAUCCCCAGCAAUAGGCCAUCCAAAGUGCCUUCUCCCGCAGCCGAAUCAGAGACUCCUUUACAAAGAGCGCAAAAGUAUAAGAACGAAGGAAAUAUAUAUUUCAAAACGGAAAAAUAUAAUGAAGCCAUUGCUCAAUAUACUAAAGCAAUCGACAUUUGUCCCAAGGAGAAUAAGGAUGAACUCGCGACUUUUUAUCAAAAUAGAGCGGCUGCGUAUGAGCAAUUGAAAAAAUAUGGUUCCGUAAAGGCAGAUUGUACAAAAGCGUUGGAACUAAAUCCAAAAUAUAUUAAAGCUUUGCUUCGUCGGGCACGUGUAUUGGAGCAAACAGGGGAUUUGGAAGCAGCCUUGAAGGAUAUGAUUACCGCGUGUAUUUACGAAGAGUUUUCUCAUCCUAUUUCCCUUGUAAAGGCAGAAAUAAUCUUAAAAAAACUUGCGAAACAACAUGCUUAUGAAAAUUGGGCAAAUAAAAAGUUACUUAUGCCAAAUAAGUUUUACAUCGAAUUUUAUAUUCUAUCUUUUUCUAAAGAUCCAGUGUUUUCUAAACUUUGUUGUCCAGAAAAUGUUCCCGAAUUUUUCAAGAAGCCAUUACAAGCGUUAAAAGAUAUGAAAUACGAUGAGGUAAUACCGCUGUGUACGGAAAUUAUUGAAAGUCCGAAAUUUAAUACAUUACCUUCAACUAAACUAGAAGUGUUAUUAUUACGAGCUACGUUUUACUCACUUUUGGGUAAAUACGAUUCUGCAGUCCAAGACUUAGAAUGUAUACUGAACAUCGAAUAUGCAUCUGAUGAUGUAAAGAUAAACGCUUUGUUAAAAACGGCGGAGUUAAAUCUAAAGUUCGAGGAUCUAGACAUGGCCUUCAUGAAUUUUGAAUUGGCCAUUAGUAUAAAUCCGCAUUAUAGCGAUAUUUACUGUCACAGAGGAUGGGUAUAUGUACGCAUAGGCGAACUAAAGAAAGCUAAGCACGAUUUUGAAAAGGCUCUUGAAUAUAAUCCAAACUUUAGCAUGGCAUGCAUAAGAAAAUGCUAUACGGAUUAUCGUAUUGCGAUGUUAAAUGAAGAUGUAAGAUUAGUCGAAACAGCUGUGAGAGCUUUCGAGAAAGUUUUAAAAAAAUAUACAAAUUUUCCUGAAUGUGCAUUUUGUUAUCAUUAUUAUCGUAAGAUGAUGUCCGAAACUCAACAGUACCAAAAAGCUCAUGUUUAUUUUACUAAAAUAAUAAAGAAACAUCCGGACGACACAUCUAUGUCUUUUGUUUAUUUGCAAAGAGCCCUUUUGCAAUUAGAUUGGGACAAUGAUUUUGAUAAAGCUAUGAAAUAUCUUUACAAAGCAAUAGAAUUGGAUGAAAAAUUGAGUUCUGCAUAUAAAGUGUUAGGAACCGUUGAAAUAGAAAGGGGAAACAUAGAAGAAGCAAUAAGAUUAUUUGACAAAGCUUUAGUAUACUGUUUUAUAUUUGAGGAACUGGUAAACCUAUACUACUUAAGAGACACAGCAAAAGUAAAACUUGAUGUCAAGAAUCAAUUCGCCGACAAGUAUUUCGAUCGUCAUUUUGGUUCGCGGAUAUAUGUGUUGCGAAGUACGGAAGAAUCCAUCAAGGGUUCAGUUACGAUUAUAUGUUAAGAUAUCACUCUUGAACACGAUAUGUAUACAUACUAUAUGUAUGCAUGAGUGUGUCGCGCGCGCACAUAUACAACAAACAAAAAGUGCCCUAAAGAUUGAGUAAGAAGGAAGAGGGCGGGAAGAGAGAGAGGGAGG